Messenger RNA from Acanthaster planci (crown-of-thorns starfish), 528 nucleotides. RefSeq names its product asialoglycoprotein receptor 2-like. The record is from RefSeq and is a predicted model, not a curated record. Gene Ontology annotation, biological process: ossification; bone mineralization. Lineage: Eukaryota; Metazoa; Echinodermata; Asteroidea; Valvatida; Acanthasteridae.
AUGUCUCCCAAAUUUUUCAUCUUUAGCUUGAUGAGCUUUCAUGUGAUUGCUGGAUGCAUUGGUGGUAACGAGAUGUGUAAGGUCGCCAGUGGUCGUCGAAGGGCGUGUCAUUCUCCUCCUUGGAUCCAGUGGGGUGGUAAAUGCUACCAAGCCGUCAUGGAGGAACUGACAUGGUUCGAAGCCAAAGAUGAGUGCGUCCAGAUGGGAGGUGUCUUGGUCGUACCACAGUCUGACGAGGAGACUGGUUUCCUCCUGCUCCUAACGCAAUCAGACUUCUGGGUCAAUUGCAAUGACCUUCGGAAAGAAGGCACGUGGGUGUGUCUCGACGGCGUUGACGAAGUGGAGUACAGGAAUUGGGAAGUUAGAAACUACCUACAACCUGAUAACUACGGAGGAAAUGAGAACUGUGCUGAGGUAUACUCUGUGUUCGGAACAUGGAAUGACCUGCCAUGUGAGAUGAAACUCCUCGCAAUAUGUAGCCAUGCAACCAGCAUUCAUCAUGGCUGCACUUCCGCCCCCGAUAAGUAA